AUGAAGAUACGUGUUGUGUUAGUGUGCCUCAUUGCCAUAUUUGUUGUGUCUGUGGCAGGACAUGGAAGAUUGUGGUGGCCUUCGGGACGAUCAACCCUAUUUAGAUGGGGCUACGAUAACCCACCUAAUUACAAUGACAAUGAACUGUUCUGUGGAGGAUUCGGGCACCAACAAAACGUGAACGACGGAAAGUGUGGAGUGUGUGGUGAUCCCUGGGACGGACCGUGGCCAAAUGAAGCUGGUGGAACUUAUGCUAAUGGAAUCAUUGUCGCAAAUUAUGAGGUGGGGAGCGUCUUUGAUGUGACUGUUGAGCUGACAGCCAACCAUAAAGGUUUCUUCGAGUAUCGUCUCUGUGUCAAUAACGACGUCACCAGAACCAUCACGCACGAUUGUCUCAACCAGAACCUUUUAACCAUCGCUGGGACCUCUGACACUAGGUGGUAUGUCCCUGAUGACUUGAAGAGGAAUUACACGGUGUCUGUCCAACUGCCAUCUGGGUUAUCCUGCUCUCAGUGCGUUCUUCAGUGGAGAUACAAGACAGCAAACAGUUGGGGAACUGACCCUGAUGGUACUCAGUGUACUGGUUGUGGCCCACAGGAGGAGUUCUACGGCUGCUCUGAUAUAAGCAUAGGUUUUGAUGACCCAGUUGCUACCACUGGUACGACUACAACAGUUGAUACAACUUCGACUGCCUGGACAACAACCACUGCUCCAACUACAACCACAGCUGUCCAAACUACAACCACAGCUGCCCCAACUACAACCACAGCUGCCCCAACUACAACCACAGCUGCCCUAACUACCUCCACAGCUGCCUCAACUACAACCACAGCUGGAUCAGGAACUACGUCUGCUCUUGAGUCUGGAUGUUAUCCAACCGAGCUUUAUGCGUCAAGUCCUGGAAUGGACCAAUGGUGCAUAGACAACUGUGCCAUUGGAAACUGCCCUGCUUCACAUUGUUACUGUGUAACUUGGUUGUAACUAACUGUGUAUAAAUAAAAUGAAAAAUAUUUUAUAAUAUUCAGUCGGAUAUUUACUUUCUUUUUGGAGUAUAAAUGGAAUAAAAACACAUCCAUCGCUUCCUAAUAUCUUUGACAGAGAAAUAAAAAAGGUGGUUGAAGUGAAUGCUCAAUAAGAAAAUUAUGUGAUAGAUGUAAAACUUUUUGUUUUUGGUCAGAAAAAUGUCAAUAGAAGAAGGUCGAGGAGGUAUUUUCACGCGAAGAAAUUAUUUGGUAUGUUGUACCAAGGGCAAGUCAAAAAUUAUUAUCAGUCAAAAAAGUAAUAAAACUUUAAUAUUAGGCCUAAUUAUAUUCUGGCAUUGAUAAAAUUCAAAUUCGUUAUUAUCA
Messenger RNA from Owenia fusiformis, 1346 nucleotides. NCBI's taxonomy places the organism in Eukaryota, Metazoa, Annelida, Polychaeta, Sabellida, Oweniidae. The record is from the annotation of a GenBank genome assembly.